Molecule: messenger RNA, 4474 nt
Organism: Megalops cyprinoides (Indo-Pacific tarpon)
Lineage: Eukaryota; Metazoa; Chordata; Actinopteri; Elopiformes; Megalopidae
Product: NACHT, LRR and PYD domains-containing protein 12-like
Exons: 8
Coding region: 166-3327 (1053 amino acids)
Molecular function (GO): protein binding
Source: RefSeq, a predicted model, not a curated record
ACCCAGGGGAAAGAUGUCCCCUCUCUGCCCUUGGACUGUCUGGACAACAUCAGCAGCGAUGAUCUGAAGCGGUUCCAGUCCCACCUGCGUCAAGGUGUGCCGGGAUAUAAGCCCAUUCUAUGGAAACACCUGGAAAGAGCAGACAGGACUGACACUGUGAACGCCAUGUUGGAACACUAUCCUGCCGACAGUGCUCUGACGGUCACACUGCACAUCCUGAGGGAGAUGAGCCUGAACAAUGAGGCUCUGACACUGGCUAGGAAAAUGGGGAGAGAGCUGCCCAUAGGGGGUCCAAGGCCCAGAGUGACCCCCCCACCUCCUGCAGGACCAAUCCAAGGGGGCACCGCUGACAUUAAACCACCCCCCGCAGGACCGACCCAAAGGGGCACCACUGACAGCAGACCACAGCCAAUGGUGGCAUGUAGUAGCCCUGAUGUGACAGCCAGGACAGUCCAGGAGAAAAUUCGAUCCAAGCUGAGGAUGAGGUUCCAACGCAUAUUUGAAGGGAUUCCUAAGAAGGGACAGUCGAAUCUGCUCAUCAAAGUGUACACAGAAGUCUUCAUCACUGAGGGUGCAGGUGGACAGCUAAACGUUGAGCAUGAGGUGUGGAACGUGGAGGCAGACUACAUAAGAACAGACACGCAGGACAUGCCUGUCAAAUGCAAUGACAUUUUCAAGCUCUUACCUGGACGAGAGGACUCCAUCCAAUGUGUUUUGACUAAGGGGAUAGCUGGCAUUGGCAAAACAGUCUCUGUGCAGAAGUUCAUUCUCGAUUGGGCUGAAGGUAAAGCGAACGAGGACAUUAGCCUGAUAUUUCCUCUCCCGUUCCGAGAGCUCAAUCUGAUGAAGGAGAGGUUCAGCCUGCUGGGGCUCAUUCAGCACUACCACCCAGAGAUGAAGGGCUGCGAGAGCAUCGACUUGAACAACAGGACGGUUCUGUUCAUCUUUGAUGGUCUGGACGAGUGUCGACUCCCCUUAGACUUCCAAAGCAAUGGGAGCUGCUAUGAUGUAACGGAAUCAACAUCAGUGGACGUGCUGCUGACAAACCUCAUCAAGGGGAAUCUGCUUCCCUCUGCCCUCCUCUGGAUCACCACCCGACCAGCAGCAGCCAAUAAGAUCCCCCCUGAGUGCGUCCACAGGAUGACAGAGGUGCGAGGUUUUAAAGACCAACAGAAGGAGGAGUACUUCCUGAAGAGAUUCAGUGAUGAGAAACUGGCCAACAGAAUUAUCUCACACGUGAAGUCAUCCAGGAGUCUCUACAUCAUGUGUCACAUACCAGUCUUCUGCUGGAUUUCAGCCACUGUUCUUGAGAGAAUGUUGGACAAACCAGAGCAGAAAGAAAUCCCUAAGACUCUCACCGAAAUGUACACCCACUUCCUGUUGAUUCAGACAGCUAUAAAGAACCAAAAGUACAAGGGAGAUUAUAAUAAAAACCCAAAAGAAAUUCGGCAGCAAGAUAAAGAAAUUAUUGUUAACCUUGGGAAGCUGGCUUUUCAACAGCUACAAAAGAAUAAUCUCAUAUUUUAUGAGGAAGACUUGAGCGAGGCUGGCAUUGAUGUCAGUAAAACGUCAGAGUACUCUGGGUUAUGCACAGAAAUCUUCAAAGAAGAGUUUGGAAUGUACGAGGAGAAGAUGUACUGCUUUGUGCACCUGACUAUUCAGGAGUACCUGGCUGCUUUGUCUGUGCACCUCUUCUAUACAAACAACCAGGAAAAUCCAUUAAAUCUGGACACAUCGGAUGUGUCAUUGAUCAAUGAAGAUGGCAGCAUAAAGUUAUCUGUGGUGCACAGGAGUGCAGUGGACCAGGCCUUGCAGAGUCACACUGGGCACCUGGACCUUUUUCUCCGUUUCCUCCUCGGCAUCUCUCUGGACUCCAAUCAAGCUCUUCUUAAGGGGCUACUGACACAGACAGGAAACAGCUCACAGAACAUCAAGGAAACGGUAAGAUACAUCAAGAAUAAGAUCAGUAAGAGUCCCUCACCAGAGAGGACCAUCAAUCUAUUCCACUGUCUGAAUGAACUGGAUGACCACUCUCUGGUGGAGGAUAUCCAGAGCUACCUGGAGUCAAACAGUCUCUCUGAGCAAAAGCUGACUCCAGAUCAGUGCUCAGCGCUGGCCUACGUGCUGCUUAUGUCAGAGGAGGAGCUGAAAGUGCUUGAUUUGAGGAUGUACAACUCCACUUCUGCUGGAUAUCGCAGACUUCUUCCGGUUCUCAAGCACAGUAGGAAGGCACUGCUGCAGUACUGUGACCUCACUCCAGCCAUCUGUGACCUGGUUAGGUUGGUCUUGCAGUCUCCCAACUCCCUCCUGAGAGAGCUGGACCUCAGCUGUAACAGUAAGCUGGGGGACAAAGGUGCCAAGCUGCUCUGUGCUGGACUGCUGACUCCUCAGUGUAGGCUGCUCAAUCUGGGGCUCGGAGAUUGCAACCUCACACAGAGCUGCUGUGCUGAUCUGGCCUCAGUCCUGCGCUUGCCCCACUCAGAGCUGAGAGAGCUGGACCUGAGGGGAAAUGACCUGCUGGACUCUGGAGUGAGAGCGCUCUCUGCUGGACUGGAGGACCCACGCUGUAAACUGCAGAGGCUGGGGCUGUCAGGCUGCCAAAUCACAGAAGAAGGGUGUGACGUCCUGGCUUCCGCCCUGUGCUCAAACCCUUUGUUUCUGAGAGAGCUGGAUCUGAGCUACAACCACCCGGGGGACAGAGGAGUGAGAGCGCUCUCUGCUGUACGGGAGGACCCCAGCUGUAAACUGGAGACGCUGAAUGUGGAGCAUGGUGGAGAGUUCAGGCUUAAACCAGGGCUGCACAAAUACGGCUGUCGGCCCACGCUGGACGCCGCGACCGCCAACCCGGGCGUUUCCGUCUCCGCCGACGGCGGGAGGAUGUACCAGAAGGUGGCGCUGCAGAGGACCGGCGACCCGGCCAGGUUCGAGGACGCCGCUCAGGUGCUGUGCGCGGAGAGCGUGACCGGCCGCUGUUACUGGGAGGCGGAGUGGGAGGGGGGCUUUGCGGACGUGGGCGUGGCCUACAGCGGGAUCCCCAGGAAGGGCAUCGACAGCGGUCUCGGGCUCAACGACCAGUCCUGGAACCUGCGCUCCGACCCGCAGGUGUUUGUGGCCUGGCACAACGGCAAGAGCACCAGCAUCGCCGUCCCGGCCUCCCGCCGCGUCGGGGCGUACCUGGACUGGCCGGCCGGCACUCUGGCCUUCUACAAGAUCACCCCCAAAGGGCCUGUCCACCUGCACACCUUCCACACCACCUUCACCCGGCCGCUCUACCCGGCCUUCGGCGUCAGCCAGGACUUCCCCCUGUCAUUGUGGCAGCUGCGCUAGCGGCCCGCGUCCACAGAGGAGGGGCUUACAGGAUGCGCUCCCCCCCUCCUUCCGGUGCCAAAAGUCAAGUGGAUGCACGUGAUACUGAUGAAGCGGGGAAAUACAGCUUGCAUUCGCAUUCCGCGUUUGCUAUUCAGGGCCGCCCCUGUUUUUGACCCGUGAUUUUAGGGUGUCCUCCUCAGCUCAGUGAUCAGCCAAAGGCAAGGGAAAACAGCAAAGAGAUGCAGACACGUAUGAGCUCACUACCAAUAUAAACCAAUAUGGAGAAAGGGCCUGGCCCUGAGCCAUUUGCUUUAGGAUCACCUGGCUGACUGAUCAGCCCAGCAAAGAUGGUGUGAAAGCGUUUUUUUAGGGUGAAGUGGCCCUGUGGAAUAACUCUCAUUCAGAUCACCCCACUGUACUUUCCCCUCAUGCAUCUACGUCUAUGAUCGAUCCUCGUCUCUUCCACUGACAUACAUCUUCAGUCUCUCAGUCUCUCAGGGCAUGACAGCAGCAGGUCUUUGACAUUGACAGUUGAUGCUCUUAACAGAAGGUCAAGGACCUUCUCCUGAUCACUCACAGUUCACAGUUUUGCCAUCAUUGCAUUAUGCAUAUCAUCACAUUGGAAUAAUUAGCAUCUGCCAGUUUAAACAUGCAACUGCUACAGUCAUAGCAAUGAGACAGAAACAUGUAAAAUGUUUUUCACCUCUUUAAAAUGUUUUCAUUUGUUUUUAUUCAUUUUUGAAGCCAUAUGGUUUAUAUGAACAAAUAAAGACACAUGAACCUUACAUCCACGUGUGAGUUACGUUCACUGAUAAAUUUAUAGGGCUUUGUGCCUUUUUUUCAGCUGCGGCCCCCAAACGUAUCGAAUGAAGGACACAUUUUUGAAUUUAUCACUGAACCUCUGUAAGCCAGGUCUCCUACAGAGUAUAAAAGGAAUUAAAAACCUUCCAUGUGAGUAUUUUAUCCACGCAGUAAAAAAUAAUCAACCAAUGAUCCUCUGAGAAGAAAAUGUGAAGGAAAUCAUUUAUGGUGAUUUAUGAGCAUAAUACUCUUGAAGUGAGUCACUUCUGAGUUUGUACUGCUGGUAAUUUGUAAGGUAAUAUGUCAUUGAUGAGCCUUUGAAUUUGCUGUGGCAUUAUGGGAACUGUAGUUCUAGCUUCAAUGG